Branchiostoma belcheri (Belcher's lancelet) is the source of this 2484-nucleotide messenger RNA. RefSeq names its product ankyrin repeat and SOCS box protein 13-like. NCBI's taxonomy places the organism in Eukaryota, Metazoa, Chordata, Leptocardii, Amphioxiformes, Branchiostomatidae. Gene Ontology annotation, molecular function: protein binding. The transcript has 6 exons. Bases 200 to 1138 code for a protein of 312 amino acids. The record is from RefSeq and is a predicted model, not a curated record. Gene Ontology annotation, biological process: intracellular signal transduction; protein ubiquitination; positive regulation of protein catabolic process.
CUUCACCUUUGCACUCUCUAGUUACGGAAUGGAAUUUUCCAACAUGCCGCGUGCAGGAAUGGGCCGCACGCCGCAUGGACGGUGGCUGAGAAAUCUACUCUAGACGAGAACUUUUAUAACGUAUGACUUACCAUCUUGACUGGACUUAUGCCGAGUGCCAGUUCUACGUAUUUCUCCAAUAACGAUAGGAAAAUAAGCCAUGACGGCUUUAUUCGCGGGAGCUACGGGAUCAGACCGGGACCGGGAUUGCGAUCAGGACAUGUCCAAGAAGAUGUUAACCUCUCUUAUAGACGCUCCGGAUUCCUUGUACUUGAAGAAACGGAAGCAUUUCAGUUGUUACCAAGGGUCCUGGGCUGACCGCUCCCCUCUCCAUGACGCUGCGUGUUACGGCCGUGUCCUGGCGCUGAAGACCCUGCUGGACCAGGGAGCCUGCGCCAACCUCAGCACCAUCGACUCGGUCACUCCGCUACACGAGGCGUGUCUAGGUGGACAUGCCGUCUGUGCCAAAAUGCUCAUCGCAGCAGGAGCCCAGGUGAAUGCCAGAAACAUAGAUGGCAGUACACCCCUGUGCGAUGCGUGUUCCCGCGGCAGUGUGGCCUGUAUCCAGCUGCUGCUGUCCCACGGUGCUGACGUCAACCCCAGCCUCAUCACUGCAUCUCCGCUACACGAGGCUGUGUUGAGAGGACACCAGGAAUGUGUAGACAUCCUCAUUCAGAAUGGAGCCAAGAUUGAACACACAGACUGUCACCAUGGUACACCUCUACAUGUAGCCUGUAUCAGGGGUCACGUGGACUGUGCCAAGUCCCUUCUUCUAGCAGGUGCUAACCCCAAUGCCAGGAAGAACCAUGAAACACCGCUGCACUAUGCAUCGCAGAACAACUUCACUGCCGUCAUUCAGGUCCUAGUGGAACACGGCGCCAAUAUCACCGCACUGAACCAGUAUGGCAAGAGAGCUCGCCACCUUACUGCAGAGGACAGUGAAGCCAGACAGUUGCUGUUAUACUAUGAAGGCCAUGUAGAGAGUCUGAAGCAGCUGUGUAGACUGACCAUCAGGCAGAGUGUUGGUGCCAGCAGGAUCAAUUAUCUCUCAUCACUCAAGCUACCAGACCUUAUGCUGAACUUUCUGUGUCACAGAUAGUUAAUAUCAUAGACUCAGUAACAACAGUUAUCUGACUUCACUCAAGCUACCGGACCUCAUGCUAAACUUUCUGUGUCACAGAUAGUUAAUAUCAUUGACUCAGUAACAACAGUUAUCUUACUUCACUCAAGCUACCGGACCUCAUGCUAAACUUUCUGUGUCACUAGUAAGGCCUAGGAAAAUAAUGUUGUUUCUGGUUACCUGAGAGACACAAUUUUUAAAAUCUAAAAUAGUGAUGUGUUCUGUUACACAUGACAUCGCUAUGUCAGAUCUGAACUGAACCUAAAGUUUUGGUUCCAGUCCAAACAAAUUCUAGUGUACUGAUGCAUUUCAGUGUUACAUUAACCAUGUUUGUUGAAUCACUUUGGCAAAAACGUUUAAAAAAUGUUAAAAGUGAAUCCCUACCUACCAACCCUAAUUUUUUCAGCACAAUAUUUGUUUUCCUUGGCCUAGCACAAAGUGACUUACACAAAGUGACGUACACAAAUACCCAUUGGGAUUUAGAAUAUGUUUAUACCAUGUAUACAUUAAUAUAGGAAAGCUAAUACACACCAUGCCACCCAUGCAAAAUAUGUUGCUACAUGUAGUGCAAUCCUGGAGAAUUUAAUAUCAAGACUUGUAAAAAUUAAUAUAGAAUCAUUGUAAAUUUAUGCAAAAGUACUGAAUAAGCUGUAGUCGAAAGUGCUGGUAAUUAAGGCAGAAGUGUGGACAGCAUUGCAUGCAGCACAGAUUGUAUCAGUCAUAGAACGUUUAGUUUUAAAUGUAUGUCAGUAUGGACUGCUGUGCUGCAUCUCAGUUUUCUGUGGUGCAAGAACUUUGGACAAGUAAACAUGUAUAUUUAUCAUGUAUCGUAGAGGGCAAUACUAAAAUAUUUUGCAAACCUGUAAACGUAUUUGUAACAAGUGCGAAGUGAGAUCUUCUUUGCCCAUUUUCUUGAAAUAUGCUCGUAAGAUUCCUUAUGUGCUGAAAACAAUUUGGUGACCAGAGUUUUUUUAUUUGUAACUUGAAGUUGUUUUAGAUCUUAUAACCAGGUAUCAUACAGGACCCAAGUUGAAUAAGCUACAAAGGUCCCAAAUAGAUAUUGUGAGCAGCUCAUAACUUGGUACAUGCUGGGGACAUCUCUGUCUUCCUACCUCACUACAUGUACAUACAUAAUACAGGUCAGCACAUCCUGUAGUGAUGCUUACCCCAGUUGCAGUGAGAGGAGCCGUAGUUAUUGUUUUGAGGUUUUGUAAUAUUUCCAGUAUGACAUGUUACAUUUACAAAAUGUACAACAAAGCCAUAUUAAUACGUAAGAGUAUUGGCUGUCUUGUCAUAAAACAAUACAAACUUUGCUGGUAAUUUAA